CUCAUUACGCAUCGGCCUAGCGAGGCGGCCUUUGAUCUCCUACGUAGCCUCCUGGUGUACGGACCCAACGUGCGGCAGGCCGCUGCAGACGCUCUCGGCUCAGCCUUCUUCGCGGACCUCUUCAACCAACCCACGGCCUCCUCCUCCGAGGGCGGCACAGGGACAGUAAAGUCCACCCUCAGCUUCAUUGACAACUUCUCCGAGGAGGGUGAGUGUCACACACACACACACGCCUUAUCGACGCUCAUUUGA
Dibothriocephalus latus is the source of this 252-nucleotide messenger RNA. The record is from the annotation of a GenBank genome assembly. Lineage: Eukaryota; Metazoa; Platyhelminthes; Cestoda; Diphyllobothriidea; Diphyllobothriidae.